Messenger RNA from Tilletiaria anomala UBC 951, 4480 nucleotides. RefSeq lists its product as uncharacterized. The transcript has 2 exons. The coding region runs from base 271 to 4068 and encodes 1265 amino acids. The record is from RefSeq and is a predicted model, not a curated record. Lineage: Eukaryota; Fungi; Basidiomycota; Exobasidiomycetes; Georgefischeriales; Tilletiariaceae. Gene Ontology annotation, biological process: regulation of DNA-templated transcription. Gene Ontology annotation, cellular component: nucleus.
GGAUGAGUUCCAUCUCCAGCCGGCCGCUCGCUCGUGAUGGAAUGUACCCGCAUCCGUCGUGCGCCCCAUGCGCUCCGACGCUAGAUUUUCCCCCGAUUAACCUCCUCCUACCUUCAAGAACCGGCGCGCCGACGGCGGCGAAGCUGCUCGCUACGCUCACGUUGCACAUGCACCUAUCGGGCCUUGGCGAGCCGACUACAACGGUAGCGGCGGCGGUGGCCGCGGUGAACACAGCACAGCAUCCCCAUCUGAUCAGCUCACACAGAUGAAAUGACUGCACGAAACGAAAAUCAAGGAGACGAAAAAUAUGACGCUACGGUGAUGGCAGCGUCGGUGGAGAGUCUAUCCGAGCGCCGCCGCUGCCUCGUGCCGCCGUUUGCCACCGCGGCUACUGGUCCUCGUGGGGGUAGGGACGAACCGAGCUCCAGCUUUGACAUUGGCCAGUUCCUGCGCACUCCCGAGGGCUCCGAGCUGUGUGCUGUUAGCACCAACAGUAGCGCCCGUAGUAGUAGUAGCGGCGGCGCGACCUCAAGGAUAGGUACCGCUAACGGUGCUGAUCCGGACCAGGCCAACUCUGCCUCCGCUGUAGGUGCUCGCAGCUGCGGCAGCAGCAAUGGCCGGCAGCAGCAAGCCCUGCACGCCGCACUGUUGCCGACACCCGGACCCGUAGGCGUAUUCACCCGCGAUGUGUCAGCCCUGCUCGCCAACAGCUGCAGUAGCGACAACAGCGCCGACGACCCUCGUGGCGGCGGCAGCGGCGGAGCGAGCAUGAGCAUGAUGAACAUGGGCAUGGAUAUGGAUAUGGAUAUAGAAAUGGACAUCCGCAUGCUGGUUGAUAUUGCCAUGGGUACCGACACCGGCGGCGGCGACGUCGGCUCGAUGCACGCCUUCGAUAUGGGCAACAUGUCCGGCCUGCCGAUGGAUGCCAUGGGCAUGCCGUUGGGCGUAGGCAUUGAUAUAGGCACGAGUACGGGUUUGGGCAUGGGUAUGGGCAUGCGCAUGGACAUCGAAAUGAACAGAAACCCCUCGCAGACCGACUCAACGUUCAGCACCGGCGGUGGCACCAGCAGCAGCAGCAGCAGCUUAGGCCCCACACGCGCCGCCUUCGGUACUUUCUCCCCCUUUGUCGACGACUUCAGCAUUCAGGCGCAUGCCCAAGGUGCGAGUGCCGGAAGUGGCGGCGGUGGGACUGGGAAUGGGAGUGGGAAUGGGAGCGGAAGAGGAAUAGGUCCACCUGCUAGUGACGCCGCUAUGGCGCCGACCUCAUCGGCAACUUCACCAUCACCAUCAGGGUCAAUGACAUCGACAUCUGCAAAUGUGGAUGCGGAGCAAUUCGCCCCACCAGCCGCAGCGGAAACAGGAUCAGGCUCGGUGCACGAUGCGAUGGCCGCGGUCGCGCGUGCGAACAAGCAGGGUGCGCAUCAGCAGCAGCCGCACAAAGCUCCGUACCAGCAGCAGCUCGAGCGCGAGCAGCAGCGGCUCUUCGAGCCUGACGACGGACAGCAACAGCGGCGGCAGCAGCGGAUGUACAAUAGCGAUGAGUCGUACCGCCGCGCCGCGUUGCAACGGCACCAGCAUCUCCUCUCCAACCUAGUUGGUGCGACUGCGCAGCAGGCAGGGACUAUGUCAUUGUCGAUGUUGACGCCGAUGCAGUUGCACAUGCCAGUGCCGGUGCAGAUGGAGAUGCCGAUACCCAGGCAGAUCCAACUGCACCCGCUGUCGACAGCGGAUGGUCAGCAGCAGCAGACGCAGGCGCACGAGCAGUGCAACGUCUUGCGCACGCGCAAGAGGGUCACGAGCAGCAGUGGCAGCAGUAUGCGCAACAGGGGCUCUGCAGACGUCGCUAGCUCCACGAGUGGGCACGCGUCAUCUUCGGCGGCCGGUGCCGCUUCAAGCGCAGGUACGGGCGCAAGUGGAAGUACAAACGCAGGAGGAGGCGGGUUUGGUGCUGCCAGGAUGUCCCUGCAACAGCGGCGGCGGCGGACAAAAGCGCAGCAGCAGGCGCAGCGCAAGCAGCAGGAGCGGGAUCGAGAGGAGGCAGAGGCUGCCGCUGCCGCAGCAGCAGUGCAAGCACAGGCACGGGCACAGGCACAGGCACAUGCACAGACGCACGCAGCCGGGCUUCCUUCGCCGCCGACACCCAAGUUGCCGAUCCCAUCCGCGGAGCCCCCGCUGCAUGCGCCGCCCCUGCCUGAUAGAUCGCAGGUCAACUGGAAGCUAGCGCUGCUCAAAGUUAUGUUCCGCCCGGACGCGCAGUUGCACCUUGGCCCCGUCGACCACACGUGCUCGUUCACCAUCUCCGACUGUGCGCAGCGCGACGACCCGAUCGUAUACUGCUCCGAGUCUUUCCUUGAGCUCACAGGCUACAGCUCCGCCGAGAUCCUGCAGCGCAACUGCCGCUUCCUGCAGUCGCCCGACGGAAAAGUGGACAAGGGCGCGCCGCGCAUGUUCACCGACCAGGGCGCCGUCGCGCACCUAAAGCGCCACAUCGAGCGGCGCAAGGAGUCCCAGGCGAGCUUCCUCAACUACCGAAAGGGCGGCAAUGCGUUCAUCAACCUCGUCACGAUCGUCCCGAUUGAUUUAUAUGACUGCGGAAGCAUCACGCACCUUGUCGGCUUCCAGGUCGACCUUGCCAAACAGCCCGGCGCCGUCAUGCGCCACAUGGAGAACAGCAGCUACGUCGUCGACUACACCAAAGUCAUUGAUCACGAGGCGCACAGGACUGUCGAGGGCGCCAGCAUCUCCCCAGAGGAGCGAAGGCGUAAGGUGACCGACGCAAAGGUCAUCGCGGCGAUCUUGAAGGAGGAUGUAGGCGUGGAGGCAAUGGACGUCACUGACGGCGGCGACACGGAUGCGCCGGAGAUGAAGAAGAAGGCGGCGGAUUCGGCGGCAGAUGAUGACAAGUGGCCCGAGAUCAUCCUCAACAACAGCUCCGACCUGAUCUGGGCCCUGUCAACUAGCCUCGACAUUGCCUACGUCUCGCCGUCCAUCACGGCGUUCCUAGGGUACAAGGCGCACGACCUGGUCGGCAAGUCGCUCAGUCAUCUGUUGCACCCCGCCGACACCGUCCAGGUCUUCCGAGACCUCAAGGACGUUUUUCGUGCGCAGAAGGGCGGGCCGGCGGACAAGGAUAAGGACAAGGACAAGCGCGGGGCAAAGUGGAACAGCGAUGCAAACACCCGCGCUUUAGGUGCAAGCACCGACACUAGUGCUGUUGGCGCAGGUGCGAGCACCAUCGCAACGGAAGACACCGCUGCACCUCUGGAAGUCGGGCCGCCGAAGUCAUUGAUGGAAAGCUCAAACGUCUCGCGCUUCCCUCUGCGCAUGAUCACGUCCUCUGGCGCGUAUAGAUGGAUCGACAAUGUCGGCCACAUCCAGCGCGACACGCGGCGCAGCCGGCGCUACCUCGUCCUCGCUGGGAGGGCGCGCAGCAUUUACCACGUCUCGUCCGGUUUCCUCAACACGGAUAACGACGCUGCGCAGUCUGGCCGCUGGUCGCGCAUCUCGCGCGACGGCAUCAUCCUGCACAACGUUCCCACGCGCGUGGGCCACACUGACGAAUUUGCGGGCAUGAUCGGGCACUCUGCGCAAGCCUACGUCGCGCCCGAGUCGUGGCGCAGUUACCUCGAGGCGCUCCAGUCGCCCAACCCGGUGGUCCUGCGCUACUUCACCCGCCCGGGAGUGCUUGCAGAGGGGCAAGACGUUAUCAGCAAGUUCUACUCCCCCAGCGGCGACGGCAUGCCGCAGGACAGCUCACAGCAGGAGCUCAUGCGGAAAGAUGACGACAGUCGCACACGCUGGGUUCACACCAUCCCCACACCGGCAGAUACAAUCAUGCAGCCGAACACGGUGUACCGGUGUCCGGACGGCGAGACGGACCCGCACGGCGCAUUUCACUCCUCGAUCUUCUCCGAGUUCCUAUCGAAUCAGCAAAAUUCGUGGAUGGUCGAGCUGCGCCAGAUGCAGAUGCUCAACAAGCGGCUCAAGGAUGAGAUUCAGCGAGUCCGCGAAUCGUCACAAGCCAAACAGCAGCAGCAACAACAUCAUCAUCAGCAGCAGCAGCAAUAACAAGAACAUCCACACCAACGGUAGCAGCAGCGAUUACCUUAACCUGGCCUUUCCUGGAUGUUUUUUUCGAUCCUUCGCCAUUUGUGCCGCGCAUGCAAGUUUCAGCUCUUCGCUUUCUUGUCUUUGCUUUCAGUUGCAUUCAGUUGCGUUCAGCAUUUUUACGUUCCGUAAGUUCGAUGCUCCUUGAUAUGAUUGUGUACUUCUCGAUCUCGCAGACACACAUAUUUAUACUGUCCGUGUAUUGCUACUAUGAGAGGACUUGAUCUGCUGAAAGUGUUCUGUCCAUCGCUGCAACUAACAUCAGAGUUGCAGUCCCUAUUUCAUUGAGAGAUGCCUCUACGGGGUCAAGUACGGCGUGCAAGGCGGCUGGGACGAGAAAGAGCCAAAGCUGCGCAGCGCUAGGCUCUUGUGC